Molecule: messenger RNA, 3561 nt
Organism: Drosophila takahashii
Lineage: Eukaryota; Metazoa; Arthropoda; Insecta; Diptera; Drosophilidae
Gene: Chpf
Product: Chondroitin polymerizing factor
Cellular component (GO): Golgi cisterna membrane
Molecular function (GO): glucuronosyl-N-acetylgalactosaminyl-proteoglycan 4-beta-N-acetylgalactosaminyltransferase activity
Source: RefSeq, a predicted model, not a curated record
CUUAGCGCGCAGCGGAAAAGCGGAAAACCGGGCCGGAUUCGCGCUCGAAUUUUUUUAUUAUUUUUUUUCGCCCUGCCGCCGCCUGUUGCCGCCAAUUGGUGUAAAUAAAGAAAAGCGAUUUUAGUGUGUGAAAUGUAUCGAAAAUGAAAGAGCUGCCGAAGAAGUGCGUGCCGAAGAAAGAGAGCGGCAAAAGGUGCCAAAUUAAGAAGUAAAACGAAAGCAGAAAGACGAAGAGAGAGGCGAAAGCAACAGCAACAAGUGGUCGAAAAUGUGCAAAUGACAAAUUGGUCAAACAAAAAAAACAGCUCCUGUUUCCCGCGCUCUCGCUCUCUCUCGCACACUCCCAGUCGCACCCUCUCCCUCGCACUCUCGCACGCACAUCCUCGUCAUUGGCCGUCUCGCUCGCACGCGGUGGGAACAGAAACAGAAGCAGGAACGGGAACAGCCGGCGGUCAAGUUCAAGUGGGGGCAGAAAUAGGAAGUGGGAACAGGAACGAGAAACAUGCGGAGGCCCGUUACGAAUUUGAAUCGGAAUCACUACUUUGUCAUCGGCCUGGUCCUGGGCCUCCUGCUCAGCUUCUACAUUCCGCAGGACAUUUGGGAGCUGGUGCAGCAGGAGGAGUGUCCCCAGGAGGCCGCCGAGAAUCUGCUGAUCGAGCGAUUCGGCCAGGAGUUCGAGCCCCAUUUGAACCUCAUCAACAAGCCGCUGGCGGCCAAAAAGCCGGUGAAAAAUGUGAUUCGCCCGCGCUACUACUCCUCGGAGCUGGGGAUCCGCGAGAAGCUCUUCAUCGGGGUGAUGACCUCGCAGGAGCACAUCAACACCUUUGCGACGGCCUUCAACCGCACCACCGCCCACCUGGUGAACAAGAUCAAGUUCUUCAUCUACGCGGACAGCGUGAAGACCAACUACAAGCUGAAGAACAUCGUGGGCUUCACGGACACGCGGGAGAGCCGCCGUCCCUUCCAUGUGGUCAAGUACAUAGCGGAUAAUUAUCUGGACGAGUACGACUACUUCCUGCUGGUCCCAGACACCGUCUACGUGGAUGCCCGCAAGCUGGUGAAGCUGCUCUACCACAUGAGCAUCACCUUUGACCUCUACAUGGGUGGUGCCCGCAUUGGGUUGGAUCCUCCGCCCGGUGGCAACAGUGCCUCGAUGGACGACCAGCCGCCGGAGGAUGAGGCUCCCGGGGCCAGCGAUCGCAACUACUGCUCCCUGGAGGCGGGCAUCCUGCUCAGCAGCAGCGUCAUCCGCAAGAUGCGCAACAACCUGGAGCGCUGCGUCCGCAUCGGAAGCACCAGCGACCACAGCGUCAACAUCGGGCGGUGCGUCAAGUACGCCAGUCGGGUGGCCGGAUGCCAGGAGAGCUUUCAGGGCAUGCGGCAAUAUAGCUACGCCUUGGAUGCGCCGGGCCGCCGUCAUCGCGACUUCAGCGAAUUGGCCAAGGAGGAGGCCUUCCGCAAUGCCAGCACCGUGUAUCCCGUCCAGAUGCCAGAGGACUUCUACCGCCUGCACGCCUACUACUCCAAGCACCACCUGGAGAAGGUGCAGGAGCGUGGCUAUGCGCUGGAGCAGAAGUCGUACCGCAUCGCCAACGGGAGCAUCUCGAACAAGAUCCUGGAGAUCCGCUGGCCGCUGGGCGUGCCGCCGCCGAGUGCGCCGGAGACGCGCCACGACAUCCUCACGUGGCAGCUGCUGAACGGGACGCACAGCUUCCUGCCGCACGGCAAUGCGGAGCACGCGGUGGCCCCGCUGUCGCGGAUCGAGGCACUGGACUUUGCCAAGGUCCUGGAGAUAGCCCUGCAGUAUGCGUCGCUCAAGCAUCCGCGGCUCAGCUACCACAGCCUGCACAGUGCCUACAGAAAGUUCGAUGCCACGCGGGGCAUGGACUACCAGCUGCAUCUCAGCCUGCAGGAGGGUUCGGGCCGGAGUCGCCGGCUGGUGGUCAAGAGCUUCGAGGUGGUGAAGCCCCUGGGUCGCGUGGAGGUGGUUCCCUCGCCAUAUGUGACGGAGAGCACGCGGAUUGCCAUGUUGGUGCCCGCCUUUGAGCAUCAAGUGCCGGAUGCUGUGCAGUUUGUGGAGCAGUACGAAAGGAUAUGCAUGCAGAACCAGGACAACACCUUCCUGCUGCUGAUCUUCAUGUACCGCCUAGAUUCGCCCAGCAAGGGCGACGAGGAUCCCUUUAAGGCUCUGAAGACGCUGGCCCUGGAUUUGUCCUCCAAGUACAAGACGGACGGCUCGAGGAUCGCCUGGGUGUCCAUCCGUCUGCCGGAGCAGCUGAGCGAACCGGUGGACUCGCAGGCCUGGCUGCUCCACGCCUCCAUGUACGGCCCACGCCAGCUGCUCAGCCUGGUGGUGGCGGAUUUGGCCCUGCCCAAGCUGGGCCUCGAAUCCCUCGUCCUGCUGGCCACGCCCGGCAUGCUCUUCAAGGCCGACUUCCUCAAUCGCGUGCGCAUGAACACGAUCCAGGGCUUCCAGGUGUACGCACCGAUCGGCUUCCAAAUGUACCCCUGCCGCUGGGCGCAGUUCUGCCGCGAGUGCGACACCUGCGACGUCAGCCAGAGCAGCGGGUACUUCGAUCGCCACAACCACGACGUGAUCGCCUUCUACAGCCGGGAUUAUGUCCAGGCCCGCAAGCUGCUGCAUCCGCAGGGACUGCCGAUCAUCCGCAGCGACCUGGACAUCGACCAGCUGCUGCUGCAGUCCGGCGGCGAGGAGAGGCGGCCGGCGGGCGUGGAGAGCAUCCUGGACAUGUUCGUGGCGGCGCAGCACUCGGUGCACAUACUGCGCGGCGUGGAGCCGAAUCUGCGCUUCGGCCAGGAUGUGCGGAACCACCUGGCCCGCGGAGGAUCCCUGCCGGACAGCCAGCCGGAGCAGUGCGGCCGGGAGCAGUGCAUCCAUUUGGCGUCCCGCAAGCAGAUCGGCGACGCCAUCAUUCGCUACGAGGACAAAAGUAUUCUGCACAAAUAGUAAAUAGUUAAAAGCAGGGAUCCCUGCUGGAAUUCAGCUGCUGCUCCUGCCUGUAAUAUCAUCAGUUCCUUUUUAAAAUAUUUCCAUGUGUGACUGAAGUGAACGAAGUGAAUGACUGCGACUGCGACUGCAUGUGUCGAAUAGAUCUUAUACAGGACUAAUGCCAACUCUUAUACUCGCACCCAAAAAAAGGGAAACUUUGGGACCCACGUAUAUAGGUAAACCUGUAGCGGACCUAUCUCAAUCACCACUUAGUGUUUAGGCCUAGGCAAUUCCCGUUGUUGCUUGCUUUAAAGUGAAACUUUCAAUGCUCAAAAUGGUAGACAGCAAUUAGUCAGUAGUUAAAUGUAGGAACAAAAUGUAGGGGCCAUUCAACAGACAUUCGAUUUUCAGCUUUCAAUUUGUCAAUUUUCGCAUGUAAAUACUACACAUAUCUCUAUUAGUGUUUCCUAUUGACUCCUAUUUAAAUGACUAGUUAAGCUAAGUGUUAUAGCGCCUAAGUGAAACGAACGAUGUGGCUGUACGACAAAAUAACCAGAUGCCGCCUUGCCUCAAAGUGUUACAAUCCCUAUAAAUGGGCUCUCUCAAAAAAC